Messenger RNA from Linum tenue, 3538 nucleotides. The record is from the annotation of a GenBank genome assembly. NCBI's taxonomy places the organism in Eukaryota, Viridiplantae, Streptophyta, Magnoliopsida, Malpighiales, Linaceae.
AUGAUUCUAGUCUCCGGCAUCGUCUCCACCGUCGUCGAGCAACUGGGCUCGAUCUUGGUGGAGGAGCUCAAGCAGAGCGCGCGUCUCGUGGUCGGCGCUGACAGAAACGUCCGCAACCUCACCGCAACCUUCAAGCUCAUCCAGGCCGUGCUCGCCGAUGCGGAGGAGCAGCAGCUGGCGGACAAGGUCACCGAGCUCUGGAUCGACGAGCUUCAAAUCAAAGCCUACGAGAUGGAGGAUCUACUCGACGAGUGGUCAACGGCGAUCCUCAAACGUCAAAUCGAAGGAUCGGACAGCCGGGAGGAGGAGCAACUCAGCUCGCUCGAUGCUCGCCUUCUCCAGAUCUCCGUUUUCUUCAGCAGCGUAUGUGAUUAUCUCCCUACUUCCUCCUGCUUUUCCUUUCGGGAAAUCCCCAUGCGGUACGAUAUCUCUAGGAGAAUCAAGGAUCUGAAUAAGGAACUCGAUUUCAUUGCCGAAGGGAGAAAUCGUUAUAAAGAGAUUGUUCCCACUAGUCAGCCUCAGAAGAAAUUUGUUGCGUCUAGGGUGACUAGUCAUGUCCUGGAUGCAGCAGUUCAUGGUAGGGAUUUGGAGAAGAGUCAAAUCUUGGAGUUUCUAAUGGGGGGAAACAUUGCAAAUCUCAAGAUUGCAUCUAUUGUAGGGAUGGGUGGAUUGGGGAAGACUACAUUUGCUCAGCUUCUGCACAAGGAAAUGAAGGGUCAUUUUGACAGUAGCAUCUGGGUGUGCGUCUCUAAUUCAUUUGAAGAGACCAAGGUUGCCAGUGCGAUCCUUGAAUCUCUAUCAGGUGAGAAACCAGGCUCUUCAAAUUUAUCUGUGAUUUUAGGGAAGAUAGAAAGAGAGGUUGGGAAGAAGAAGUUCUUUCUUGUUCUGGAUGAUGUGUGGGAAGACUCGAUAGACAGCUGGAGGUCAAUAAUGGCUUCUCUAUCAAGCGGUUUAUCUGGAAGCAGAGUCUUGGUGACUACUCGUCGUAAUGAUGUUGCUAAUGCUUUGAGCAUGUGUAUUGCCAAUAAUCUUCUGGUGGGUAGCAAUGAGUCCUCCCGAACAUUGGAACUAAAGGAGUUAUCUAUGGAGGCUUGUAUGGCGGUUUUCAGUCAAUGGGCAUUCUGCAAAUGGGAUGAGAAAGAGUGUGGACGGGUAAAAGAUAUUGCCGAUAUUAUAGUAAGAGAAAAAUGUCAUGGUUCGCCUCUGGCCGCAAGGAUUCUAGGAAGCUUUCUUUCCUCCAAAAAGUCUAGGCCAGAAUGGAACAAAGUGUUGCACAGUGGGAUAUGGGGAGUGGAAAAGCUCAGAACUGACUCUUUGCACAUAUGUGGUUAUCUUGGAGCACCCUCGAAAGAGGAGGACCUGGAAUUGAUCGGAGAUACGUACUUUGAAAGUUUAGCUGCUCGUUCUUUCUUCCAAGACAUCAGAAAAGGUAGCAUGGUUGAUAACAUUGUUACUUGUCGAAUGCAUGACUUGGUGCAUGAUUUUGCUGAAUUCGUUUCAAGCGAUGAAUCUUAUGGCAACGAUGUUAAUGUGAUCGACGAGUCUAAAAUGGACGACAUCAGCAAAAGAUUGCAUCAUUUGAGAGUUGUCGUAUCCUCCAACGGACAACUUCAGUUCCCUUGUUCUCCUGAUGCUUUCAAGAGCCUGCGCACCCUUUUGGUUCUUCGUGUAAAUUUUUUCCGUGUGAGUAACCUCCCUAAUGAUCUCGCCAAUUUACCAAAGUGUCUACGAUCAUUAAGCCUAAGUAAUUGUGGUGUCAAAGGGUUGCCACCUACUAUCAGCAGGCUUGUACAGUUGAGAAUGCUAGACUUAUCUCAUAAUUUUGACUUGGAGGAGUUGCCUAAUGAGUUAUGCGAUUUGAUUAAUCUACAAACUUUGAAUGUAGAGCACUGUCGCUGUUUGGAAAGAUGGCCACAAUGGAUGGAGAAACUAGUCAGCUUGAGACAUUUAAUUAAUGCUGGUGGAGGAGGGUCCAUUCCUAGAGGGAUUGGUAGGCUCACAGGGCUUAGAACAUUGUCAGAGCUGAGACUGGGCGAGAAUGGUGUUACACCUUCUCUUAGAGAUCUGCAGAACUUCAACCACCUCUCUGGAAACUUACUCAUAUCGGGAUUGGGAGAAUCGUCGGAGCAUGCAAAGGAUGCCGAGCAUGCACAACUGGAGAGUAAAAAGCACAUCACCAAUCUGUCGUUGGCAUUUGAAGGAGAUGACCUACCGUCAAAGCAGAUGAUAGCUGAGCAUCAAAAGAUGGUUGAAGCACUUAAACCAUCAAUGAAUCUGGAAGUUUUAGCCAUUCGACACUAUCUAGGCAAAGUGAGUCCUAGCUGGCUGCCAUUGCUAAUCAAUCUGACCAGGCUUACACUCGAAGAUUUUACAGAGUGCUUGCAAUUACCCCCUCUGUGGAAGUUGCCAUACCUCGAGUAUCUCAAACUAGAUGGCUUUCAUGGAGUGGACGUUGAUUUUUUCGGGAGAAGGGAAAUUGGUAGUGACAAGAUUGUUGCAUUCCCUAGUCUAGUAGAACUGAAGAUUACGUCGUUCAAAUAUUGGUAUCAGUGGGAGUAUACCAAGGAAGAAACGACUAGAUAUGCAGAGAUCUUGCCUUGCCUUCGCAAUCUGUACAUAGGAUUCUGCGAUGAUUUGGAGAAGCUUCCAGACCAACUUAUCCAGAAGCCAACGCUGCAGACGCUAAAACUCACAUAUUGCUACCACCUUUGUUCUUUGUAUCAACUGGGCGGAGAAGAACGCCACAAAGUUGCUCGCAUUCCUGCAGUCGUUAUUGAUAAAAACGAGUGCAUUUGCGGCAAAGCACUCCCAUUCAACGAGCUCUGCGAUUGUCCAUCCUUUGAUUACAUGAUGGAUGGAAUGUCCUACGACUGAACAACAGAUUUCAGUAUGCGGGAAGAACUACUGGGCUCACUGGGUGGUGGAAAAGCAGGGCACAGAAUUUUGGUGACUACCCAUAAGAAGAGUGUUGCUGCUGCUUUGCUUUGCUCUUCUGAGGCUCACAUGUUUCAAUUGCGGCCAUUGUCAGAGGAGAGGCUUGUUGCUCGGUAUUUGAGCAACACGCUUUUCUGGGAUAUGAUGGGAAACAUCAUCCUUACGUUGAAGAGCUUGGUAAGGAAAUAGUGAGACAGAAGUGUGGUGGUUUUGCCUCUUACAGCGGAAAAUCUAGGAUGCUUUAUGUGUCUUAAAGAAAUCCAGACAGCAUCAACUGUGGGACUCUGCCUCUCCGCGCGCGAGGGAAAUUGAUGUCGCUCGAGUAUCUCGAGCUGCGUGCGAUUUGCCUGUGAAGAAGGUCGGGCUUGAGUUCUUGGGAGGCAGUGUAAGUGUUGAUCCAGUGUUGCAAUUAGUUCAUGUUCUUUGUCAAUAUGAUGAUCACUAUUAUGUGAAGUGAUUAUGUAUAGUAAGCAACUCCUGCUGAUUCGCCAUUUCUGCAGUUGAAGAUAUGAACACUAGGUGUCACAUCGCUCUACCAGAAACUUUAUUUUUGUCCAGAUAGGUUUUGCUUCUUCAUUAAUCUAUCAUCAUCAAUUGCACGAUU